UGUUAGCUAAGUGAAAAAAAAAUAAUCUUUUUAUUUUAGGUAGUUUAGACAAUACAGUCAUGUGUUGGGAUUUAAAAUCCAGGUCUCAAGUUCCCAUACAAACUUUAAAAGAUGCCAAGGAUUGUAUUACUUCAUUACAAGUAACUGAUAAUGAAAUUCUCACAGGGUCUGUAGAUUGUUCUUUUAGGAGAUAUGACUUGAGAAAUGGCAAAUGUGAUGUAGAUUUUGUUGGAGCUCCAGUAAUUUCGGUAUAUUUUUCACAUGAUGGACAGUGUAUUUUAGUUGGAUCAGCCGAUGAUACAGUUAGAUUAUUUGAUAAAACUUCAGGAGAAAUGUUAGGAGAAUAUACAGGACAUCAAACACAGGACAUGAAUGUAGAAAGUGCGAUAAUCACGAAUGACAAUUUUAUUUUAUCAGGAUCGUUAACAGGUGAACUAUGGUGUUGGGACUUGGUUAGUUCUGAAGUAGUUAAAAAGUUUAUACACACUCCAAACAAGGUUUUAAAUACGUUAAAUGUCCAUCCUAGAAAAGACAUUGUUAUGACCGCUUCAGUAGGAUCAAUUAAAAUUUGGGGAAAACCAGAUGAUUUAAUAGUAGAUGAUGUAAUUACAGAUGAUUAAAUCGGUAUUUGUUAUAUAUCAGUAGUUUGGAAAAAGAGAAAUCAAUAGAAAUGAAAAUGCCUCCAAGGAUUGGAUAUAAUGGGAAUCUAAAGCCGACACUUUCCCUACAAGGUAUAGCUAAGACAAGGAGAAGAAAUAACUAAACGAAACAAACUCCGAAUAUUCUAUUUGGAAUUAUUACCUUAUGAUGCUCACAAAAAAAAUUUACAAUAGACUAAAUAUUUUAAGAAUUAUGAUAAUUAAACAGAGUUUCAAAUGAUAGAAGCUCAUUAUUUCAAAACGAAACAAAAAAGUCAUUUAGUUCGCUGCCGCUGAUGUAGUAAUAAAUAUUUUAUAUGAAUCUGUGUUAUUUUUCUUAUUAAAAAUCUGUUGUGUCCAACAAAUGACUUUCAUGUCUAGUUAUUACAGGUUUUUUAGUUAUUUUGUAUGACCUAUUGUAUCAUC
Psylliodes chrysocephalus is the source of this 1064-nucleotide messenger RNA. The record is from the annotation of a GenBank genome assembly. NCBI's taxonomy places the organism in Eukaryota, Metazoa, Arthropoda, Insecta, Coleoptera, Chrysomelidae.